AUGCAUGUGCUGUUGCUUGAAUGCUCUUCUGUGCCCUCCUCUGGCCCUCUUUGCCCUCCCGUUCUCCUCUUUCCCCUCCUGUACUCCUCUGCGCCCCUCCCAUGCUCCAAUGCGUUCGUCCCGUCCCCUGUCCUGUUACAGGUGGGAACCAAGGACCCAGAGCUAGUGGCGGUGUGGAUGCAAGCCAUUCGGGAGACAAUAGAACAUAACGUGGCGCCAACUAUCCGAAUGCCUCUGACCCGUCCCACCAGCACCAACAGCCUGUCGGACGAGGAGGAGGGGGAAACGCCACCACACCCCAACAUGUCCUCCUGCCGCGAUUCCAUGGACAGCAGUGAGCCGUUCGAUGGGGACGAGAUGGGGGGAGACGACCUGCCAACACCGCAGCGAGUGCUGCUCGACAGACGAGGCCCCAUUGGCUUCGGCCCCCCCAUGGAGCUGGGCGGCAUGCUCGAGGCCAUGGUGGCGAUGCGGAGUGCAUCAACAGCAUCAGGGAUCGCAUCCGACGGCUCCUGGCGCCUCAUCAAGCUAUCCAACGGGCUGCGUUUCUUUGAGGAGUUGAACGAGGAGCGCGGGCAGGCGGGCAUGUGUGGCAGCCUGCCGUGUCUGAGUGCUGUGGGAACAGUGGACGCCCCUAGUGAUGCCGUUUUUCGACUCGUCCUCGACCUCUCCUCCUCUCGCAACGAGUGGGAAGUGGCAUACGGGGGUGCACGAAUGGUAGAAGCUCAAGACGGUCACACGGACUGCAUCCACUACCGCUUCCGACCGCUCCCAGUCGGCUUCGGCCCCUUCACCCUCACAGCGCGCGACGUGUGCCUGCGGCGCUACUGGCAGCGCACAGGCGACGGCUGCUACGUGGUCCUUUACCAAUCUAUGGAGCACCCCCUAUGCCCCCCUGUCAUGGGCUGUGUGCGCGCCAAUCUCACUUACGGAGGGUUUAUCAUCGCCCCAGCAGGGCCGUCGGCGAUCGGACGGUCGGUAGUGAUGCAUGUGCUGCAGAUGGAUGCAAAGGGGUUGCUGCCGAUGUGCUCCGGUGUUGCGACCGAAGUGCAUUUCUACCUGCUGUCCAGAGUUGCGGGCAUUCGGGAGUUUUUCGCGCAGACGAGGGGGGAUUCGCUGGCUGCGCUGCUGAGACUGCGGGACACGCAACAGGCUACAGCUGCUGCUACAGCUGCGGCUGUAGCGGCUGCGGAAGGGAGGGAGCUUGGAGGGGGUGGGAGGAAGGGGAGCAGGCGGGACCGGGAAGACGGGCGGAUUGGGCCGAUACCAGAAGGGGGAGGGGAGGAGUUUGAGGAGGUGGAGAGGGGUGGACGGGAGAGGAGGAGAGGCAGCAGUGGGGACUUGAUGGGUGGGGAGUUCAGCGGUAGUGACGCCGGCAGCACUGUUUCAGAGCCCUUACCCGGCACAAGCAGCUUCUUUGGAGCAAGAGGAGCACCAGGAGGAGCAGCAGCAGGAGACGCAGCAGCGGCUGCUAAGGCCUUGCUGUCUGAAACCCUCCCUGUCGCCUCUCCUAGGUUCUGGCAGCUAGGUUCCCGACCCUCCACCGGGUCUCGACUGGCUGGUUCGGCAAGGGCGGCAGGUUCGGUAGACCCUUGGGCAUGGGCGUACAAGACUGGGAACCUGGCCCGGGGGUCGCCGAUGGGGGGGAUCAACUGCUGGAGUGAAGCAGAGGUUCGGAACUUUACAGUGCGGUCGAAAAGCUAUUUGAGGGAUAAGAUGAAGCAGAGUGCGGGGCAGCCAGGGAUGGCGCUGGUGGCUGUGGAUUGGUUGAAGCGCGUGGAGAGGAUCGACCAUGUGGUGGAGCUCAAGAGGACUCCUGUGCAUGUGAGUUCUGUGGACUCCUUUGGGUGUGAGUGUUCGGACCUCCAUGCUUGUGGUGUAGGGGGUGGGAAUAGAUCAGCAAUGGUGGCUGUGGAUUGGCUGAAGCGAGUGGAGAGGAUUGACCAUGUGGUUGAACUGAAGAGGACCCCCGUGCAUGGGUGGAAUGGGCCGUUGUUGGUGGCUGUGGAUUGGCAGAAGAGGGUGGAGAGGAUCGACCAUGUGGUUGAGCUCAAACGGACCCCCGUGCAUUGUGCUGACUCCCGUGCAUGUGAGUGUGCUUUUUCUGUUGCGUCUGAUUCACCCCAUGCGCCCCUGCCUCCUCUCGUGUGCCCAAUGCACCUCCAUAGCGCUCCUUGCCCGUUGCCCCUCACGCCCAUCCCCCCCCACCCCUUCCAUCAGGGCAUGCGCGAGAUGAUGGCAAGGAGUGACGCCUCAUGCGGCCCUGCCUCCCCUCAUGGCAUGCGCGAGAUGAUGGCCAGCAGUGACGCCUCGUCGCGGCCAUACUUCUUCAUUGUGAAUAUGCAGGUGCCAGCAGCGCAGCAGUACAGCAUGGUGUUCUACUGGGCCAUGGAUGAACCGCCAACAGAUUCGUCCAUACUGGGGCAGUUCAUCAACGGGGAUGACAUCUUCCGCAACACACGCUUCAAGCUCAUUCCCCGCAUCCACCAGGGCGCAUGGGUGGUGAAGCGGAGUGUGGGGACGAGCCGCUCAUCAUUGCUGGUGCUCUCACCGUGCAGUACUUCAAAGGACCCGACUACUUUGAGGUACAGUGCAAUCUGUCCACGAUCUCCUGAUGACACCACUGGAAAACAGGUGGAUGUGGAUAUUGGGUCAUCAGCUGUGGCCAAUGGGGUGGUGAGCAUGGUGGGCGGAAGGAGCGGCGGAAUGGCGAGGGGGAGCAGUUUUGGCGAAGGGAUUGGCGGAAGGCGGGGGGGAUUCGCCACGCCCGCGCUGCCUGGCGGAGUUAUUGGUCCUCCAGGCCUGGGGGGCGGAAGAAUCAUGGGGGUUGCAGCAGCAGGGGGAGGCGGAGCGUUAGGAUAUACCGCGGACAGCGCAACCAUAGGCGCGGGGAUGGCGGAGGGGAGGCUGGAAAGCUUGCUGGCGGAGGCGCUACUUGGGGGAGGGGCUUUCCAGGCUCUAACGGGGGGAGGUUCUUUCCAGGCGCUAGCCGGGGGAGGUGCUUUUCAGAGGCCUACAGCUCCCCAGGUGUCACCUGUAGUAGGCAGGGAGGUGGGAACUGGUGCAGGUGGUAACCAGGCGUUACUUGAGCUGAUGAGAAUGUCAGGGCUCGCUAGUAGCCUCCCUCUCAACCGUACUGUAUCGAGCAGCACCGGGAGCGGAUACCACUCAGCUAGCCUACCAACCAGCUUUGACCUGAAUUACGCUGUUCUGGCUGCUGCUGCCGCCGCCGCCGCUGCGAGCAGCGCACAUGGCGGCGCUAGCAGCCCAUAUGGCGGCGCUAGCAGCGCACAUGGCGGCUUCCCCAGGUCUGGGCUGGGAGGGGGGAGCACAGGGGGAGGGUACGUGAGCGGAGGUGUCGUGGGCGGGGGGUGUGUGAGCGUAAGGGGCGGUGGGGAAGGAGGCGCGGGGAUGGCGGAAGGGGAGAGCGAUGGGGAUGGGUCGGGGGAGGAGGAGGAGGGCGGAGAUGGCGCCCCUCGCGCCAGCACCAACGCCAAAGGCCAGUGGACGCCGAUGUUUCCACCCACCUCCCUCCUCCCUCCCCUUUCUCCCCCCUUUCCCCCAAGAGCAGGAGGACGUGAUAUUGAGGCGGCUGGUGGAAAGGGGAGGGCCGCAGUGCUGCCCUUCUUGCUUGCUAUUGCAGAGGAGGACGAGAUUCUGAGGCGGCUGGUGGAGAUGGGCGGGGGCGCAGCUCACUUGAAAAUAUCAUCUUCUCUCUUCCCCUCUCCCCACCCGUCUCCCCUCUUGCCUCAACAGGAGGAGGACGAGAUUCUGCGGCGGCUGGUGGAGAGGGGAGGGGCGCGGCGGUGGUCCACCAUUGCAGCGCACCUCAAGGGGCGCGCGGGGAAGCAGUGCCGCGAGCGCUGGCACAACCACCUCAAGCUGGGGAUCAAGAAGGACGCGUGGACGGAGGAGGAGGAGGAGACGCUGAUAGAGGCGCACAAGCGCGUGGGGAACAAGUGGGCGGAGAUUGCAAAGCUGCUGCCUGGGCGGACGGAUAACAAUGUGAAGAAUCACUGGAAUUCGACUGUGAGGCGGAAGGAGGACGUGGGGCGGACAGGGGGGAAGGUCGGGGGAAAGCCCACGCUGCUGCUGAGGUAUAUACAGUCGUUGAAAGGGGGGAAGGAUGGGGGCGGGGGGAAAAAGGGGAAGGGUGAGGGGGGGAAGGAUGGGGGGCGGGGGAAGGAGGCAGCAGGGAAGGAGGAAGAGGGAGGGGAGGAGAAGGGUGGAGGGGGGGAGGAAGGAGAGGAGGGUGGGAGAGAUGGGGGAAGUGAAGGAGGGAAAGAGAAAGGAGGUGGGAGAGAGGGAGGAGGAAAGGGAGAGGAAAGGGAGGGAGAGAAGGAAGAGAAUGGGAGUUUAAAGAACGGGGAGGAUGAGCGGGGGAGAGAUAAGGGAAUGCAAGAGGUGAGGGAAGGGAGGUAUGGGAGGGCAGAUGGUGAGGAUGGGGAUGGGGAUGGGGGUAGGGAUGGGGAUGGUGUUAGGGAUGCAGGUAAGAGGGAGAAAGAAGAGGAUGGUUCAGUUUUGAGAGGAAGGGAAGAGGAUGCUUCGGGGGUUGACCAUUCGGGAAUAAAAACAGAAGAGACACGGGUAGGCAAGGAGAAAGGAGAAGAGAAACGGGUAGGGGAGGAGGGGGGAGGAGAGGCACGGAUAAGCGAGGAGAGGAGAAACGAUCAACGAGCAGGAGAGGAGAAGACGGUAGAGAUGAGAGAUGGGGAGAAGGAAAGGAAGGAAGCGAUGGGGUUGGGAGGAGGGUUGGGAGGAGGGUUGGGAGGAGGGUUGGGAGGAGGGUUGGGAGAAGACGGAAGCGCUGUGGGUGCAGCAACAGCACAGGGGGGCGAGAAACGCAUAGGGGCGAGCAGUGAAGCCGUGAAGAGGGGUUCUGAGCUUGAGGGGAGGGAGGGGCCGAGACAGUCCCAUGUGAACGCAGAAGAGCGGCGGUGUGAAGUAAUGGCAGAGGAGCAGAUUCGUAUGGUAGAAGGGGAGGGGCCUGAUAACAGGCAGACACAGGCGGGGGAGGGGGAAGAGGAGGGGAAGGAGACUCCUGAGUCGCCUCACCAGGCAAGGGUAGGGGAGGAGGAGGAGAAGGAGGAGAGGAAGCAGAAGGCGGAGAAGGAGACGAAAGAGAUGAAGGAGAAGAGGAAGAUGGAAGGAGGAAGAAGAUCCGAGGGUGGGGACAGAGCAGCAGAGGGUACCGGCGAUGCAGUCUCCAUGGAUAUUGAUGUGAACCCACCACGUCACAUCCCCCAGCAGCAGCAGCCUAUCCAUCCGGGGCUCGAACAUACAGCUCAAGGGUUUGUAGAGCAGACGUGUAUGGGGCAACAAUUGGUGGGACAGCAGACGGGUGUGGGGCAGUCACUGGUGGCACAGACGAGUGUGGGCGAUCAGAGGGAUCUAGCGAGGGCUAUGCUUCAACUGGACGCUCUCUCCUCUGCUGGCCUGCUCAUGGGCCUCCCUGCUGCUCUUGCUGCUCCCUCUGCUGCUGCUGCUGCUGCUGCUGCUGCUGCUGUUUCUACUUCUGCUGCUGCUCCUUGCUCGUCUGCGCCCACUCGUGCCCCUCCUGCGUCCCCCUCCACCGUCUCCUCCCCCCGCUCCACCCCCUCCUCUCGGCCCCCAUUCCCUCCCUUUCCUGCCCCAGCACCGCUGUCCACCGCAUUCCCCCGCUCUUUCUCCACCCCUCAAGGCCGAAUCCCUUCUUUCUCCCCCUCUUUGUCAUCUCUCACUGAUUCUCUCCCAAAUAACCCUCUCCAGCAUAUCAACCCCUUCCCGCACAACCCUUCCCUUCCUCUCACCACCUCCGCUUCCUUAUCUGUUCCCUCUACCUCUUCUGCUGCACCCACCAAUCACCCCCUCCCUUGCCUCUCUCGCUUCGCCACAGUGUCAGCUUCCGACCAAUCAGCAGCCGGCGGCCUGACCAGCCGGGCAGCCGAAAUUGCGAGCGGGGUGCAAAAUAUUUUCGACGCUCUCAUGCGUUCAGACAUCCUCCCUGCCCCCUCCGUUCCAUCCUUCCCAUCUCAACCGUCCAUUCCUGAAGCUACACGAAGAUCAGCACCAUUCACACAGCAUCCACAUGCCUCCCUCCCAUCCUCAUAUCACCCUACCCCGAGACCACCUCCCCUCUCCGCCUCCCUCCCGCUUCCCCUCACAUCCUCUUCCCCAGCUCCUUGGGCUGGGGAAAGGAACCCAAGAACUGCAGGAGGGGAGGUAAGCGCGUCUAGUGUGGCAACCACAAGGCGUUUAGAGGGUGGUGGGUUUUGGAUUGGCACCAGCGGUGCUAGUAGCGCUGCUGGUGCUGGUGACACUGCUGCUACUGCUGCUGCUGCUGCUGCUGCUGCUGCUGCUGCUGCUGCUGCUGCUGCUGCUGCUGCUGCUACUCGUGCUGCUGCCUCUGGCAUUGCUGGCAGUAUGUACCAUAACCAAGCCACUCCCUUUGCACCGUCACCCACUCCCUCUGCUCCAUCACCAACCCCUCUGCACCGUCACCACGCCCUCUGCACCAUUCUUGCAUUGGCCUCCCCUCAAUCUCGACCCCUUUCCCCUUCCGUCCCCUUAUUCCCCAACCCUCCCCCACGCCCCUUGCUGCUUAUCUCACUCUGUCCUUUCACCAGCUCGUAA
Closterium sp. Naga37s-1 is the source of this 6612-nucleotide messenger RNA. The record is from the annotation of a GenBank genome assembly. NCBI's taxonomy places the organism in Eukaryota, Viridiplantae, Streptophyta, Zygnematophyceae, Desmidiales, Closteriaceae.